Messenger RNA from Theobroma cacao (cacao), 1587 nucleotides. RefSeq names its product dicarboxylate carrier 2 (gene DIC2). The record is from RefSeq and is a predicted model, not a curated record. Gene Ontology annotation, biological process: transmembrane transport. NCBI's taxonomy places the organism in Eukaryota, Viridiplantae, Streptophyta, Magnoliopsida, Malvales, Malvaceae.
AAAUUAGAUUUAAUCUCCUUUCCGAUCGAUUUUAAAAGCUUACUCUGUUACAUUAGCCUGGUACAUUCUGGGUUUAAUCCUCAAAUUCCUCCUCCCAAACCAAAAGCCAGAAUAAAAUGGUUCCUCUCUUUACCUAAUGAAUUGACCAGUGUGGUUAUACGAGCAGAUUGAAAUGAUUUUGAGUUGGGUCAACCCAAUUGAAGGCCCAUCGGUUCUCAGUCUUUUUCCAAGAGGAAUGAGGGCGCCCCUUAACGUGGGACCCCCCAUAUAUGUAUGGACAGCAUAACCUAGAAAGCCCUACCACCUCUCUCUCUUUCUCAAUGUACUGUGGUUUCAACUAGACAACUAGCUUGCCAAUGUCUGCACCACUUUUCUCAACUGUCUUAAAGCAUAAAACUGAAGAAGCAAAACCAUAAUAAUCUCUACUUUCAGAUUCCUUUCUUGCGAAACCGACAUGGGUCUUAAAGGCUUUGUGGAAGGCGGCGUAGCCUCUGUCGUAGCCGGCUGUUCAACUCACCCUCUCGACCUCAUCAAAGUCCGCAUGCAACUGCAAGGCGAAACAAGCACCUUUUCUCACCAGCUUCGCCCAGCUUUCGCUUUCUCUUCCUCGACUGCUGCUGCCACUUCCAUUCAUCUGCCUCCUCCUCCUCCCCCGCGUCUGGGUCCCAUCUCUUUGGCCUUCCGCAUUGUCCACUCCGAAGGCCUACCCGCUCUCUUCUCUGGAGUCUCCGCCACCGUCCUCCGCCAAACUCUCUACUCCACCACACGCAUGGGCCUUUACGAUCUGUUCAAGCAACGCUGGACCGACCCAGAGACUAAAACCAUGCACUUGACGAAAAAGAUUGCUGCCGGGCUUAUCGCCGGAGGAAUCGGAGCGGCCGUCGGAAACCCUGCUGACGUGGCGAUGGUACGCAUGCAAGCCGACGGAAGACUCCCACAAGCGCAACGCCGUAAUUACAAGAGCGUUUUCGACGCCAUCACACGGAUUUCGAAGCAAGAAGGCGCGGCUAGCCUGUGGCGAGGCUCAUCACUAACGGUGAACCGCGCGAUGAUCGUGACGGCGUCGCAGUUGGCAACGUACGAUCAGAUCAAGGAAGGCAUAUUGGAGAGAGCACUGAUGGAAGACGGGAUGGGAACACACGUGGCUGCCAGCUUCGCGGCGGGGGUUGUGGCGGCGGUUGCGUCGAACCCUGUGGAUGUUAUAAAGACGAGGGUGAUGAACAUGAAGGUGGAGCCUGGCAAGGCCCUACCUUACAAUGGGGCAAUAGAUUGUUUGAUGAAGACAGUGAGAAGGGAAGGGUUUAGGGCCCUUUAUAAAGGGUUUUUACCGACGGUUUCGAGGCAAGGGCCGUUUACGGUGAUUUUGUUCGUGACGUUGGAGCAAGUCAGGAAGCUGCUUAAGGAAUUUUGAUUAAUUGAUUAAAUAUUAAUGGUGACGAUAAAUUAGAUUGGAAUAAUUUAGUUUUACUAAGAUUUUCCUAUUGACAAAUGAAGAUCGAUAGAAUUUAUUGCUACUAAUGUUAUUUUUGGACCAUCGCAUAUUUAUUUUACAACGUCAACAUCAAACGUAAAGUUUGAUGGUUAAGG